UAUAACUUGACGCGGGACAAUCAGACUGAUUCUUGUUGUUACAUUCAGUAUAAAAUUGGACACAUUUCCUAACGAAGUACAGGGAUUACAGAUGAGCCAUGUUCGGAUCCGUUCCCCUGUAUUUCGUCAUUGCAAUAAUAGCUGGGAUAGGUGUUGUCGGCAUCUUGGUAGGUUUCUGCUCAUGUUGGAUGUGUAAGCAGUGUUACUUGUGCUACGAAAAGAAGAACGAAGCUCGACAGCGACGACGUAGAAAACGAAAACGUCGUCAACAACAACAGUAUGAUGAGUAUGACGAUGACGACGAGUAUGAUGAAUUCGAUGACAACAUCUAUUAUUCCAAACAGAACGCCAACGACAAUCCAAGACAUCAGCGACCUAGGCUCGAAUCACAUGCCGUACCAAGAAAUCCCACUAAAGGUGGUGUAAGUGUAUUCCCUUCACGUAAUAAUGAUAGACAUCACAUUGAAGAUGAACGCGGACCGACCAGAAGUAAAACUAGACAAGCUGGUGACGACAGAAACACCUCAGUUGCUGGGAGAUCUACAUGCGCUAGACGCCACUCUCCUAAAACCAUUGAUAACAACGAAGACGAGAAAAAAGGAUGUGCUUUGUUCUGCACCUAUUGUUGCUGUUGUUGCGACUCAUUGGAUGAUGCAUACUAUUACGACUCCGAUGAUGAAGAAAGCGAGGACGAUGAAAAUCCAAAAGAAAGGGGCACAUCUGCGAAAAAAGGCCAUGCAGUUGCAGCUGUAUCUCAACACACGUCUAGUGGUGACAAAAAUAUUGACAAAAAUAUAUCAAACGAUAAAAAUAGGGAAACAUCAAAAGAAAAACCGAAAACACAACAAGGUCCAACAAAUGCUAAAGAACCCGAAAGUAAAGAAGUGAAAGCAAAGAAGAACAAAGAAAAAAACCCCAAAGAACCAAAAGAUAAAGAAAUGAAAGAAAAGAAUAAAAAAGAUAAGAGAAACAAAGGAAAUGCAUGUUGUGCAGGUUGUAUAAUUCCAUCGGACAGCGAUGAUAUCGAAGAUUCAGAUUAUGAGGAGGAAUGGGAUUAUGAUGAUGACGAUGAAGGAAUCAAAAGAUCUCCAAAUAGUUGUGACAAAAAUAUUGACAAAAAUAUAUCAAACGAUAAAAAUAGGGAAACAUCAAAAGAAAAACCGAAAACACAACAAGGUCCAACAAAUGCUAAAGAACCCGAAAGUAAAGAAGUGAAAGCAAAAAAGAACAAAGAAAAAAAAACCAAAGCACCAAAAGAUAAAGAAAUGAAAGAAAAGAAUAAAAAAGAUAAGAGAAACAAAGGAAAAGCAUGUUGUGCAGGUUGUAUAAUUCCAUCGGACAGCGAUGAUAUCGAAGAUUCAGAUUAUGAGGAGGAAUGGGAUUAUGAUGAUGACGAUGAUGGAAUCAGAAGAUCUCCAAAUAGUUGUGACAAAAAUAUUGACAAAAAUAUAUCAAACGAUAACAAUAGGGAAACAUCAAAUGAAGAACCGAACACACAACCAGAUCCAACAAAUGCUAAAGAACCCGAAAGUAAAGAAGUGAAAGCAAAGAAGAACAAAGAAAAGAAAAAAAAAGAAUCAAAAGAUAAAGAAAUGAAAGAAAAGAAUAAAGAAGAAAAGAGAAACAAAGGAAAUGCAUGUUGUGCAGGUUGUAUAAUUCAAUCGGACAGCGAUGAUAUCGAAGAUUCAGAUUAUGAGGAGGAAUGGGAUUAUGAUGAUGACGAUGAUGAAAUCAGAAGAUCUCCAAAUAAUUUAAACAAUAAAAACGGAAUAAUGCCAACGACUGCCGGUAAUCAAAAGAGGGGAAAAUCCGUAAUAGGCCGUCCUAAAAGUAACAAAAACUUCAUAGACGAAAGGCAGAAAAAAAAUAAUGAAAUACCCACUGCAAAAGACACACGUAGCAAUCAAAUGGUGUGCUGUUGCUUUGGUUAUGAAAGUGACGACGAGUAUUUCGACGAUUGUGAUGAUGAGUAUAGUGAGGAGGAAAACUAUGACUCUGAUUCACUCGAAAGCCCAGAAAAUAAAGGAGCAACAGCAAUUAUUGGAACCAAUACUGCUGCGAGAACGGAAGGGAAAGGCGGCCGAAAAACUGCAAAAACACCCCGCCCGCGAUCGGGGAAACGGAGUACAUCGAAGAAAUCAAAAGACAACAAAAAGUGCAAAGCUUGUUUUCUGUGCAGGAUAAAGUGUAUUGGAUGUGCAGCGUGUUGCAAAAAGAAACAAAUGGGCGAAGAAGAAAGCAAUUACGAUUCUGACGACGAUGACCUCUAUGACAGUGAUGAUGAUGAAGAUGCAGCAGAUGAUUACACGGUGAUUGCGGCCGGAGGAGCCGCCGCAUCGGUGACAGGGGUGCAUGCUUCUAAAUCAGGAAAAGCUAGAGUGUACAGAUCGAAACGCAAAGCAAAACCCAAGAAUAUUCCAAAUUAUAUGAAAAAGAAAAGAAUCUGCUGCUUUGUUAUCAAACGUUCUGAAAAAAACUGUAAACAAAAUACCAAAAAAGCGAGUAAAAUAUCUAAAAAGAGAAAAGUAAAAGAAAGUACAGCAAAUCAAAACAAAACAGACACAAUAAACAUGCCAAAUGAGAACAUCGACGUUGCUGACAAGAAAACAACAAAGCCACCGAUACUGGUUGCAUCUGCAUUAGAAGCGACGCCGGAAGAAUAUAACAAUGUGCGUAAUGAUGAAAAGAUAAACAAUGCACUUGACUCGUCUACGACAAAUAACCGAAUAUUCAAUGAAAACAGAACUAAUACUUAUGCUCAAUCAGGCGCCGUAUCUGGAACACAAACAAUCCAAAAUCAAGGAACGCGAACAAACCAAAAUGUCACAGAGAAAAAUCCACUGACGAAAACCAAACCCGUGGAGUCGUAUAUGGACGCAAAAUACGGCGCAACUAAACCCAAUGUUACUUUUGCUGAAGAUGUUAACCGGGGCCAGAGUUAUCUAAACCAAAGCAACAUUGGCAAAAAUUAUGAUGGUUCGAGCAACAGUACAAAAGCAAAAACUCCAGAACCUGUUCUUUUGACCAAGAAUACAGCAGAGAAAAGGAAUGCGGCAGUGUCUGCCUUGUUUGCAUCAAGCAAUACUGCAGUUGAAACAAGUAAAGUGACAGGUGUAAAUAGAUCUGCAAAUGAAAUUACAAAAAAUGAAGACCAACGGUCAAAUGCUAAUAAUCGGCGUUCUGACGAUGCGACUAGUGAUGUUCCUUCGGAAACGAAGAAAACACAAGAGGAAAGGAAGACAGAACGAAAGGAAAAGAAGAAAGAAAAAACAAAAGCGGUGAUGACUUUGUUGUCAGGAAGCCUUUUCCCCAAAAGUAGCGCGAGUUCAAUAACAUCAAUAACGAACCAGACAACUAGAAAUGGUGGCCAAUCAUUGAACCAUCAGACUACAUGGACAGCUGGUGCUCUAACGGCCGCUGUACCCGUGUCGUUAUACAAAGAUCGAAACACCAGCAACAAUAAUAUAACUGAUGGACCUGCUGAGCCCGAACGGCACAAUUCAAAUAACCCAAAUGAAUCUCUACAUAACACUGUGCCGAACGGAGGAGCGAUAUCCAGCACUAAUGGGUAUAACCCUAUAAAUAUUGACGACAAUCAAUCAAAUAACCAUCAUUUAAGUGGCUCCGAAAAUAAUGGUAUGCAAACGACUGCACUAUCUAUGCUUGAUUCGCAGCACACCGACCGGAAACCUAUCUCAAAUUCAAAUCAAAACCAAUCUGGAUACAAUCAACCAAUCAGAAAUGAUCAUUCUUACUAUUCUGUUGGUGAUAAUGCGGUGACUGCAAUGGCUGCAUCGACAGCAGUCAAUCAAACAAAUGGAAUAAACACGGGCCAGAAUAGUAGUCUAACAGCGGCAAAUCAAACCAAACCGCCCACAAUCCCGGUAAAGAGCGAUGGAAUCCCUCCCCAAGGAGUUGGCAUGAAAGCAAGAGGUCGUAAAAACUGGAAGGCAGUUGCUUCUUUGGCAGUAGCGAAGGAAUUUACGAUGCCCAACAUGAAGGCAGAUUGGGAUGUAACGGGAGGUAACUCGAACAAAGGGGUCGGACAAGAUAAAAGAGAACCUACAUCUAAGUUUGCAGCAAGUGUCUCUGCCAUGAUGGCGAAACAACACUUCAUUAAGGCAAGAGAGCCUCGUAAAAACGAGCCUGCAUGGGACUUAUUGGAAGGAAAACCAAAAGACAUGCAAACAGAAGAAAUUAUUCCUAAAACAACUAUGCGUAAGAGCAGGAGCUUGAAUACGCUUUUUGAGAAUGAAACGGACAUAUUUUCCGUUGAUCUACCAACAAAACGACGAAAAAAACGCCAAGAAGAUUUUGAUUGGGAUGCAAUCUCUUCAAUGGCAAGUGAACGAGGAGCAAAUCGCCCACCUCGCUUCAACCAGCCUAGUAUAUUGAUGGACGAUAGCAAUCCCAUUACAAACACGAGGUUCCAAGGAGGGCCUUCACGACGGACUUCGCUCACAAAUAUACGUCAUUGAAAGUGAUAUCACCAAAUUUCAGCAAUGACAGAGGCUUCACCAAACUUAGUUCUUCCGGAACUGACGUGGACGUCACCAACAUUCAACAUUGAGAUGGGAGUUAUAAACAUUUGUCAUUCUUUUAUAAUUGGUGACACGAGUAUCCGGAACUGUGGACGACGAAUAUCCUUUUUUUUUAAUAGACAUUAUAUUGUAAAUACCUUGGAUAAAUCCACUCUGGUAGCAUUCCAUCGAUGUAUGUAGGCAAUUGCGUACAAAAGGUAACACAUUACACAGUUAACGUAGGUGUUAUGCAUGUGUAUGGCAUGAUUUAUUAAGAAUCUAAACAUAAUUGAUCAUCAACUCAACUUGUCAGUUGACUUCAAACAAUCGUUGUAUGCAUAAUGCACUUAUCAUACUACUUGUGAAAUAUUAAGAUUUUCUUAAAGAUUUCACAGCAAGAAGCAAUACAAACGAUGUGUAAGCAUUAAUCUACAGUGUUAAAUAGUGUUGGGUAUCAGAAAGCAAUAAUCAGUAGACUAUCACUAGGCUACAUGGUUGAAAAUAUAUCGAAAAAACCUCGUAGUGUUCACCUCUCACCUGCGAUAAAUUUGUUGAUAACAUCACAGACAUUCAUUGUGUAAAUAUAUGGUGCUUUAUACAAUCUGGAAAUUAAAAACCGAAGAGCGCUCGCAAUGUACACAUAGUAAUAAAUCACGUAACCAUUUACAACUGUGAUAAAUAAACGAACUUUGUUUUAACUUCUGACGAUGUCAAACGAUG
Molecule: messenger RNA, 5240 nt
Organism: Mizuhopecten yessoensis (Yesso scallop)
Lineage: Eukaryota; Metazoa; Mollusca; Bivalvia; Pectinida; Pectinidae
Exons: 3
Coding region: 99-4478 (1459 amino acids)
Source: RefSeq, a predicted model, not a curated record